Molecule: messenger RNA, 6933 nt
Organism: Lates calcarifer (barramundi perch)
Lineage: Eukaryota; Metazoa; Chordata; Actinopteri; Centropomidae
Gene: megf6
Product: multiple EGF like domains 6
Exons: 36
Coding region: 276-4892 (1538 amino acids)
Molecular function (GO): calcium ion binding; protein binding
Source: RefSeq, a predicted model, not a curated record
UUCGGGAGCUGGCCCCUCAGUGAUUGUGGGUGGUGCGUUUACUCGGAGCCAUUCAAAGACUGCGAUUGACAUGAGGACAAGUCGACCCUCCGCCUUAACCGGUUAACGGGAAAUCACGUCUGCGUCUAUCUCUCAGUAUCUCUGCAAGACUAAGACAAACAUUUGAGUCAUGUCGUAAGGCGAACUUCCAUAAAGGUCAGGAUGCUCUUCAUUUGAUGGACACAGACGCUGCGCCGAUUGAGUACUUCUCUCCGUGUCUGUGACUGGCUGAAAUUAUGUUCCCAGAUAUUUUCAUUUUGUGUGUGAUAUUACUCAGCGCCAUGCACAUCGCAUCAUCUUUGGAGCUGCAACUUGGCAUGCCAAAUGUUUGUGCUGACCAGGAGAUAUCCAUGUUGGGGGCCCGUCAGCCUUGUGUCCAGGCUUUUACUCGCAUGGUCAAGGUGUGGAAACAGGGCUGCACCAACCACAGAUGGUGUAUGGGCUACGAGAGGAGGACAGCAUACUACACAGCAUAUAGGCAGGUAUACAGCAUGGAUUUGCACACAGUCUACAAGUGCUGCCCAGGGUGGACUCAGAGGGGUGAAGAGAUGGGGUGUCUGCAUAGGGUUUGUGCUGCCAAUACAUGUUUCAAUGGAGGCUGGUGUGCAGAGACUGAAGACCAGAUAUGUCAGUGUCCAUUGGGCUUCAAAGGGACGCGAUGCCAGUAUGAUGUUAACGAAUGUGAAGUGGAUGAAGGAGGCUGUGAGGGGUACUGUUGCAACACCAUUGGCAGCUACUACUGCAAGUGUCCUGAAGGCAGUAGACUGGGGCCAGAUGGCAAGGCAUGUCACGACGUAAAUGAGUGUGAGGAGCUCAAUGGAGGAUGCCAGCAAACAUGUGUCAACACACAGGGCUCUUAUCGCUGUGAGUGCAGCGAAGGCUUCCGCAUGCACGCUGAUGGUCGGACCUGCAUUGCUGUGACUUCUUGCUCUGUAUUGAAUGGUGGAUGUGAGCACAAGUGUGUGGACAUGGGGAACAAUCACUACAAAUGUGAGUGUCGAAAGAACUACCAGCUGAAGAGAGAUGGAAGACACUGUGAAUUGAGGGACCCCUGUGAGGAGAGGAAUGGAGGCUGCGCCCAGCUGUGUCUCUCUGAAGACGGCCGGGUUCAGUGCAGCUGCCGACCUGGUUUUACACUGGCUGGAGAUGCCAAGAACUGUGAAGACAUUGAUGAGUGCAGUUCAGGCCGUGCCAAGUGUUCCCACGGAUGUGUCAACAUGCUGGGCUCCUUCAGCUGUGUGUGUCAUCCAGGCUUUGAACUUGGUGCUGAUGGCAAACAGUGCUACCGCAUUGAGAUGGAGAUCGUCAACAGCUGUGAGAAAAACAAUGGAGGUUGCUCUCAUCAUUGUGAGCACACUACCAACGGCCCCCUCUGCUCCUGCAACCACGGCUACCAGCUGGACCAAGACAGGAAGACCUGUGUAGAUAGUGAUGAGUGCAUCAGUGGGGAGUCCUGCUGUAGUCACUUCUGCAGAAACUACCCGGGUGGCUACGAGUGCAGCUGCAGAGCCGGCCACAGACUAAACCCAGACGGCUGUGGCUGUGAUGACAUUGAUGAGUGCUUGACAGAGACCUCAGGCUGUGAACACUACUGUGUCAACACCCUGGGAACAUACGAGUGUUUCUGUCGACUGGGCUUCCGCUUGGAUCACGACCAGCACUCCUGCAUCUCGCUGUAUGGCAGAGAACUGGAAGAAGAAGAAGAGGAGGAGGAAGAAGAGGAGGAGCAGCUGGAGGUCCACAGAUUACCUGAUCUGCUAUUUCGCAAGGCUCCUCAGCUCCUGCAGUACACAGCAGCCCUGCGCUCCCGCUAUGAAAGUGAUGAUGAUGAUGAUGGUAGCAACGGUGGUGACAAUGAAAAAGAAUUAGAGAUCCAGAGAGACCGCAGGGGAGAGCUCAGGCUGGACAGCCACAUAGUGUGUCUAGAUGGCUCGUUUGGGGAUGACUGCAGUGUGAGCUGUGAAGACUGUGUGAAUGGGGAGUGUAGUGAAAACAGAGACCGAUGUCAGUGCUCACCUGGAUGGACUGGGCUCAUCUGCAACAAAACUUGUCCACAGGGGACCUAUGGGCAGGCCUGUAACAGUCUGUGCCGUUGUCAGAAUGGAGGCUCGUGUGACCCUGUGACUGGGAAGUGUUUGUGCCCCCCAGGGGUACAAGGCCUGCUCUGUGAGGAUGGUUGCCCAAGAGGUUAUUUUGGGAAACACUGCAGAAGAAAGUGUAACUGUCCCAACAAUGGACACUGCCAUCGCCUGUAUGGAGCCUGCCUGUGCUCUCCAGGAUUAUAUGGUCGAUUCUGCCACCUGCCUUGUCCCAGGUGGACGCACGGCGCAGGCUGUUCCAAGGAAUGCGACUGUGUUCAAGAACAUUCCUCUGGCUGUGACCCCAAAACAGGGAGUUGUUUCUGUAAAGCUGCAUACCAUGGCCCUCAGUGUGAGAAAGACUGUGAUCCUGGCUUCUUCGGUGCAGGCUGUGAGCAGCCAUGUGACUGUCCAGGUGGAGGGUCAUGUGACCCCAGGACUGGAGAGUGCAGCCAGCGAUGUCCUGCAGGACUUUAUGGAGAUAGAUGUCAGCUUGCCUGCAAAGCUGGGAGCUAUGGAGAAAACUGCCAUCUGACCUGUAACUGUGGAGGAUCUCCUUGUCAUCCCAUAACCGGACAAUGCAUUUGUCCUCCUGGGAAGAUAGGACACUCCUGUCAGGAAGACUGCCCUGAUGGAUUCUGGGGGUUGAAAUGCCAGUCAACUUGUCCUCCCUGUGUGAAUGGAGGCUCCUGCAACAGGCAGACUGGAGGCUGUGACUGCAAGUCGGGCUUCACAGGAAAUCUCUGCCAUACUGAGUGUCCCCCAGGUUACCACGGCCCAGGCUGUUUAAUGCACUGCUCAUGCCACCCUGAUGCCGGCUGUGACCCACAGACUGGACACUGUGUCUGUCCUCCUGGUAAAACAGGCCACGACUGUUCAACAUCAUGUGAAUCCGGUUACUGGGGCCAAGGGUGUGUCAACAAGUGUCAGUGCCAGGACAGCUCUCUGGGCUGUGACCCUGUCAGCGGUCAGUGUGUGUGUGAAACUGGCUUCACUGGAGACCACUGUGAAAAGAGGUGUGUAAAUGGCAGUUAUGGGCAGGGCUGUGUCCAGCAGUGCCAGUGUCAAAAUGGAGCCCAUUGUGACCAUGUCAGUGGAGCCUGCACAUGCUCUCCUGGAUAUGCUGGCACUUUCUGUGAAAAAAUGUGCCCGGACGGCUUUUACGGUCUUGACUGUGGCCAGAUGUGCGAGUGCAGGAACGGUGCCCGCUGCCACCACAUCACAGGAGACUGCCUAUGCACCGCCGGCUGGGCAGGACCACACUGCAUUCUGGAGUGUGAGGAAGGACGCUAUGGAGAGAACUGCACCCAGGCCUGCAGUUGUACAAAUGGCGGGAGAUGUGACAGAGUGAGAGGAAGCUGUGUCUGUCAGCCCGGUUGGACAGGGGAGCUCUGUCAGUCAGCCUGUUCUAAGGGAUUCUUUGGAGAGGGCUGCGAGCAGAGGUGUGACUGUGUCCAUAGUUCCAGUUGCCACCAUGUGACGGGCCGCUGUGAGUGCGAGCCAGGCUGGAGAGGAGGCCGGUGCGACAAACCCUGCCUCCCAGGGUCCUAUGGUGCUUCCUGUGCCCAGAGGUGCCAGUGCCAGGCCGGGGUGUCCUGUCACCAUGAGACAGGGAGUUGUGGCUGCCCAGCUGGACUCACAGGACCUGGCUGUGAGAAAACCUGUCCUGCUGGCGUGUUCGGUCAAAACUGCAGCCAGCUGUGCCAAUGUUCAGGUGAUCAAGAGCAGUGCCAUCCUGUGACGGGGAAAUGUAGCUGCUUACCUGGUUACUAUGGUGCACACUGUGAGCUACGAUGUCGAGCGGGGACUUAUGGGCCAAACUGCAAGUCCAGGUGCAGCUGCAUCAACGGUGGUCGCUGUGACUUCAGGACUGGAACUUGUUAUUGUCCUCCUGGCUUCAUUGGAGUUGACUGCAGCAUAAGUUGUCCAAGAGGGUACUUUGGAAAGGACUGUGCUAAGCUGUGCUCCUGUGGGGAAGGAGGGCAGUGCCACCCUGCAACUGGGAGGUGUAUCUGUGCCCCUGGUAGGGUGGGACAGUCCUGCCAACAAGCGUGUCCUAGAGGGCGCUACGGUCUGCAGUGCAGAAACACGUGCAGCUGUCAGAACGGGGGCCUGUGUGACCCCACAGACGGGUCCUGCAAGUGUGGACUAGGCUGGACUGGACCACAAUGUGACACAGCCUGUUCACAGGGAAAAUAUGGGCAUGAUUGUGCACAAGACUGUCCAUGCUUCAACAAUGGGACCUGCGACCGUUUUACCGGCACCUGUAGCUGUACUGCUGGAUACUACGGCCACUCCUGUCAACACAAAUGCCCCUCAGGGUUUUCUGGAGUGAACUGUGCCCAUGCCUGUGACUGUAAGGUGGGACAGUCAUGUGACCAUGUGACAGGCCAAUGUGUAUGUCCACCAGGUUACUAUGGGCUACAAUGCCAAAGACGCUGUGAAGCUGGCAGUUUUGGACUAAGCUGUGCAAAGUCAUGUGACUGUGCUGGUGAGGCCCCAUGUGACCCGUCGACUGGACGGUGCCUCUGUCCCCCAGGAAGGACGGGACAGAGAUGUGAAAAAGACUGCAGUGGGGAUCGUUUUGGCCCCGACUGCUCCCUGCUGUGCAAGUGCUCCCACAGGGCCCGCUGUGAUGGGCUGACAGGGCGAUGUCUGUGCCCGCUCACCUGGCUGGGCCCCACCUGUAGUGAAGCACUGCUACACCAAACCCCAGGACUGUUGAACUUCUCUGUGUCCCUAAGAAGGAGAAGAGCAGGCAGCAAAACCACAUAACCCAAGCAAAGGUGCAAACUCCUGACUGGACGUUUAAACACAGGGCCUGGCUGUGUGAAGCAUUACUAAGAUCAUCUUGGUAAAGGUGAUGUUUGUAUUGCUAUGUUUUUGUGAAACUGGUACUUGGCUGUCAGAAACUGACGCUCCAUCACUGAGGCCGGAGCUCAAGAUAAUCAACCGGUGAACCUGGCAUGUGAGGGGCCCUCAAAGGACCAUAAACCCUAAACCUACCCCAGACAAGAUUUAAAGUCCAGGGUUCUACAGACUUCUUAGUAGUAUACACAAAUACCUGCAUCACAUCUGCUACUGUUGCUGAUUGAAAGCGGUUCUUUUGCUUUCCAGUUUGACGUUUAAUGAGUUGUUAAGGGUUCGGUUUCUUUCUUGAGGGCAUUUGGACGAGACAUGCGACUGAAUCUGAGAUUUUCUUGUAACUGGACCGCCGCUACCAACAUUAAGUUUUUUCAUGUUUGUGUCCACAAAAAACUUGAUGGGCAGUAUAACAGAAUGCCAAGCAUAUUUCUGGUGGAAAUUAAAUGCCUCUAAAACAGAUUUAGAAAUAUAUGAGUGACUUAUAUACUUAUUCUGAAAAAUAAAACACCAAGAUCCACAUAUACAGGGACUGCAGGCGAGUGAGCUACAAAAAUAUGGUCCAGCAGAAGAGCCAUAAACGUUAAGGCAGAGAAUGUUUCAUGAUAAAAUGACCUCCAGACGGAUUUUAAGAUAUAUAAAAAUACUCUGCUUUGAAUAAUAAAUUAUAUAUGAUUUUUAUUUUUUCUUUAUCAUCCGCUUAAAUAACCCAAAAGUGCAUCUACUCGAAAUCCGAAAGUCAUUGAGCAAUGGUACUUAAUUUCAAAAGAUGAACUACUUGACACAGGAUGUCUCUUAACUUACUGUCCUUCCUCAGUGUAUGUGCAUUGGAGGCUUCAGGUUUCCAUAUCACACUUCUUUAAGCUGCAUAUUGGAGCAUGACUGGCAUUUAGAUGUUUCAAAAUCAUGAUUGUAUCUAUAUGUCAGAUUUAAGGUGAGCACAGAGAAACUGCAGAAACAUCCUCAAACUGCCUGUACAUCACUCUGCACAAUCAUCCAAGUGAAGUACCAAGAAGCAAAACAUGUUUGAGUAGAGGAGGGUUAAAUAUAAGGAAUCAAUCACAAAUUAAAAUUGUGAUUUUUCUUUUUAUAUGUAUAAAUUUGUUUUAAAAGAUUUGUAUCCUCAAACUAUUAUGUAGUUCAUGUUCAUCACAGUGACCCACUAAACACUGAAAUGGCUCUCUGGCUCUGUUGUGUACAGAGGUAAUCUUAUUUUACUUACAUAUUUCUUAUGUGUGUAUUUAUUCUCUUGCUUAUAAUUUGGUGCUAAAAUUUUAUAUUAUGAUUGUCAUGUUAUUUGUGAAACUGCAUCAUUUCCCAAAAGAAUCCAACUCCUAUCAUUGGUUAAUUAUUCUAAUUCUUCUUCUAAACAGAUUCCUCACCUAUAGGACUCUUUUACAAUAACAGACUCAUCUUCAACUUAAUUUAUUUAAUUGUUCAUACACCUAUGUUUUAUACAUGUAUGUGAACAUUUUGUUUACCUGUAAGUUAUUUCUUAACUGAACAUUAGGAACACUCUACAUUUUCUGGCAUUGAUUAUGGAUUUUCUGAUUGUAGUGCGGUGUCUCGGUUGAUUGAUGUUAAUACUUUUUUCUGCAGUACAUGGAAACACUUCUGUGCAAAAUUAGAAGCCUUAUUUUUAGCCACAAGAUAAGAUUACAAGUCUCAUAUCACUACUGCUCUCAUUUACCAUACAAGUGCAUUUGUUUUUUGAGGGUUCAACUUUUGCAAAAACUGUAUUUGUAUUAUAUCUCAGGUCAUUUAGUAACCUACUGUGCUUAUUUCCUGAUGGCAUACCUUAUGUCAGCGGUGCUACAAUGAUGCAUUUUGUUUGAUUUGAUGAAUUCACAUUGUCUUUUUGUUUCCUCCAUGAUAUGUCUUUAUCAUCCGUGGUUGUGUUUUGACUACAACAAAGAGAAGAAGAGACGUGAACCAAAUAAAUAACACAUGUGGA